GGCCUCGAAGAAGACGCUUCAUUAAGCUCCCAGCCGCCUUGGUUGCCAGUUGUGUUUUUCCAGACUCGUGUUUCUCCAGAGGCCACCAACUAACGAUUCAGAAUGGGAUUUUCACCGUUGGAAAAUAGCACCAGCCAUGGCCAAAAGGAGACUCGCAAGGGUCUGAAUAUAAACAAUAGUCUGGUGCAGGCUCUAAUCUUGAUGGUGGCCUUUGUCCUGUUUGGCGCCAAUUUCAACUACGCCUCCUUUCCACCUGGCACUGUGAUCGACAUCAAACUGGGAGAAGUCAACCUGGAGCAGUUCAGCUACACGCCGACCCGCGAGGGAUACGAGUUCAACUACACCCUUCCGGAUGGAACCUUCCGGGAUGAAAUUGGCAAGGUUCUCAGCGGUACUUCGGCUGCUCAAGACUUGGAGAACGCCAACAACCUGGCCAAGAACCACCGUCCCUCCCGUGAACAGGGUCUGAAAGUGCGCAAGUUGUCCGGAAAAUCCCUUGCUUCUCUGGCAGGUUAAAUCACCCAAGAGAACAUUUCCACUAUUACGAAUUUAUUACAACAGUUUGACAGCUGUUUUAGGCUAGCAUAUAAGUUGAUUUGUUGAAUUUGCCAGCAAUAAAAACAAUCGAUCGGAAA
This is a messenger RNA of Drosophila ficusphila, 635 nucleotides long. RefSeq lists its product as uncharacterized. The coding region runs from base 103 to 516 and encodes 137 amino acids. NCBI's taxonomy places the organism in Eukaryota, Metazoa, Arthropoda, Insecta, Diptera, Drosophilidae. The transcript has 2 exons. The record is from RefSeq and is a predicted model, not a curated record.